Aaosphaeria arxii CBS 175.79 is the source of this 1880-nucleotide messenger RNA. RefSeq names its product glycine hydroxymethyltransferase. The coding region runs from base 136 to 1551 and encodes 471 amino acids. The transcript has 4 exons. Lineage: Eukaryota; Fungi; Ascomycota; Dothideomycetes; Pleosporales. Gene Ontology annotation, biological process: folic acid metabolic process; tetrahydrofolate interconversion; L-serine catabolic process. The record is from RefSeq and is a predicted model, not a curated record. Gene Ontology annotation, molecular function: glycine hydroxymethyltransferase activity; zinc ion binding; serine binding. Gene Ontology annotation, cellular component: cytoplasm.
AAGUUCCUGACUCUCUUAAAUUUCUCUCCAGAGACUGAGCUUUUCUUCUCUUCUUCUUUCUUCUUCUUCUUCUUGCCAUCCCUCUCCCUUCUUUUUCUUCACCCCAUCGAAGAUACCCCCUCACAUCCAUUCACCAUGUCUUCUUACGCCCUUCCCAAGUCCCACCAGGACCUCAUGGAGAAGUCUUUGGUCGACACUGACUCUGAGGUCGCUCAGAUCAUGGAGCGAGAGAUCCAGCGUCAGCGCGAGUCCAUCCUCUUGAUCGCGUCCGAGAACGUUACCUCCCGCGCCGUCUUCGACGCCCUUGGUUCACCCAUGUCCAACAAGUACUCAGAGGGUUACCCAGGUGCCCGUUACUACGGUGGUAACGAGCACAUCGAUGCCGUCGAGCUCCUCUGCCAGAAGCGCGCCCUUGAGACCUUCGGCCUCGACCCUGAGAAGUGGGGUGUCAACGUUCAGUGCUUGAGCGGUAGCCCUGCCAACCUCCAGACCUACCAGGCCAUCAUGAGGCCACAUGAGAGGCUCAUGGGAUUGGACCUUCCCCACGGUGGUCAUUUGAGCCACGGUUACCAGACCCCUCAGAGGAAGAUCUCUGCCGUUUCCACAUACUUCGAGACCUUCCCUUACCGAGUCAACCUUGACACUGGUCUCAUCGACUACGACCAGCUCGAGCAGAACGCCCUCAUGUACCGCCCCAAGGUCCUCGUUGCCGGAACCUCCGCAUACUGCCGUGAGAUCGACUACGCCCGCUUCCGCGAGAUCGCCGACAAGGUCGGUGCCUACUUGAUGAUGGACAUGGCUCACAUUUCCGGUCUCAUCGCCGCUGGCGUUAACAAGUCCCCCUUCCCUUACUGCGACAUUGUCACCACCACCACCCACAAGUCUCUCCGUGGUCCCCGUGGUGCCAUGAUCUUCUUCCGCAAGGGUGUCCGCAAGACCGACCCCAAGACCGGCAAGGAGACUCUCUACGAUCUCGAGGGUCCCAUCAACUUCUCCGUCUUCCCCGGUCACCAGGGUGGACCCCACAACCACACCAUCACUGCGCUCGCCGUUGCCCUCAAGCAGGCCCAGUCCGAUGAUUUCAAGGCCUACCAGCAGCAGGUCAUCAAGAACGCUAAGACCCUCGAGAUUGCCUUCAAGGAGCUCGGCUACAAGCUCGUCACCGAUGGCACGGACAACCACAUGGUUCUCCUCGACCUCAAGCCCCUUUCCCUUGACGGUGCCCGUGUUGAGGCUGUCCUCGAGCAAAUCAACAUUGCCUGCAACAAGAACACCACCCCCGGUGACAAGUCCGCUCUUACCCCCAUGGGUAUCCGUAUCGGCGCACCAGCCAUGACCUCCCGUGGUCUCGGCGAGGAGGACUUCAAGAAGAUCGCCAACUACAUCGACGUCGCCGUCAAGCUGUGCAAGACCAUCCAGGGCGAGCUCCCCAAGGAGAACAACAAGCUCAAGGACUUCAAGGCCAAGGUCGCCUCCGGCGAGGUUGAGCAGAUCAACAACCUCAAGAAGGAGAUCGCUGCCUGGGCCAGCACCUUCCCUCUCCCCGUCUAAAUUCCCAAAUACCCUCUUCCCUCUAUUUCUCCUGCAUAGUGCAAAACAUGUUUUCUCUUUUGUGCCGUCUUCAACUCGACAAAGACGAAGACUACGAUGAUGUAUGGGCGGCGUUUCUUGGCGGUGGUGUUUCAACAGAAAAAAAGUGUCUGGCAUAUAUUCAUUCAACAUCUACGGCGAACAUUGAUGGUUCGCCUCCUCGCAUUCCGGUUUUUCUUUAGAGAACGAUACACCAGGCUUAAAUUUGGAGGGUGUGCAGAGCAGACUGAGCCCUGUAAAAAUACAAUAACUUGAUAUUUACAUUUCAUUAAUUUUCGGUUUGGAGUUGC